Sipha flava (yellow sugarcane aphid) is the source of this 898-nucleotide messenger RNA. It is a transcript of the gene tun, whose product is annotated as protein N-terminal glutamine amidohydrolase. Bases 265 to 849 code for a protein of 194 amino acids. The transcript has 5 exons. NCBI's taxonomy places the organism in Eukaryota, Metazoa, Arthropoda, Insecta, Hemiptera, Aphididae. The record is from RefSeq and is a predicted model, not a curated record. Gene Ontology annotation, molecular function: protein-N-terminal asparagine amidohydrolase activity; protein-N-terminal glutamine amidohydrolase activity. Gene Ontology annotation, cellular component: nucleus; cytosol.
AGUACUGGUAGUUUUGAUAGCUAAUUAUUUUAAUUAUAGACGUAAUGUCACCAUGUUUUGUAAAUCCUCUAUUAAUUUUUACUCUUGAGUUACUCGUGAUGGUGCGCAAUAGCGACUAAUUAUCUCAAUUACUUUCACUCCUCUCAGUUCCUAAUUGCUGCGAAAUGAGUUCCGACACGCCGACCACGAGUUUCAUUUUCCCCAAACGGGAAGAUUGCGUUUACACUCAGUGCUACUGGUACAUAUUGCUCAUAUUCCGUGUGCAUGGCCAUUCUUGUGUUCAGAAAGACACACGCACAUGCAUAUGCAUACACAACCACUCACGGUGAAGAAAAUAUAUGGCAUUUAGCAAAAUCAAUAUUGGAAAGUAACAAAUCUGUUAAAGACUUAAAAUGCUAUGUAGUCGCCUUGUCCAAUUCCAAUAAAUGUGUUCAUCUGUGGAAACAAACCAUGAAAGAAAAUGACUAUCGUGAUGGUCUUAUUUUCUGGGAUUACCAUGUUUUUUGCGUUGUUAAACAUAAAAAUCAAACUUGGGUUUUUGAUAUGGACAGUAAAUUGCCAUUUCCUGUUUCAUUCGCCCAAUAUGAUAAAGAAGCGGUAAGACAUGAUUUUCCUGAUAUAAAACGGUAUUUUAAAAUUAUUGAUGCUCAAACAUAUAUUGAUACAUUUUCAUCUGACAGAAAUCAUAUGCUAAAAGGAGGUGUUUGGCUGUCUCCACCACCGACGUAUCCACCAAUUCUUAAUAAAGAAAAACAAAGUAAUUUAGAAAAUAUCAUAUCAAUGGAAGAUCCUUUAGACAAAUUUGGAGAAGUAUUAAAUCUGGAAAAUUUCAAAGCAAAAUUUUAUUGAUCAAGUAAAUGUUUCAGAAUGACUGAUUUUAUGGAUAUGUUUUAUGCAU